AUAUAUAAACUCUCACUCACUCUUACGAACAGAGGUGAAACUAACUCUUGGUCCAAGAUGGUAUCCAUGCUCCAGCUGGGCAUAUUUUUGACCAUGUCCAUGAGCCAUGCCCUAAGUUUACUAGAUCCCGGCAUGGGAUACUAUAUGUUCUAUGCACCAAGAUACUUCACACCAGAAGAUGGACUCAACAUCACUGUUAUACUCUAUGAAAAUUAUGGGUCCAUGAAUGUUACUGUUACACUCAAAGAUGGUGACAAAGAUCUUAAAACAAUAUCUCAGCAAACUCAUGAAAGCCAACAGGCCGUAUUCAUGAAGAUGAACACUGAAGGCCUUGCAAUUAAACGGUACAAAUUACACAUCAACUUUGGCGCUGAAUUGGAAGUCAACUGUGGUUAUAAUUCCAUGAGAUACAUCCUGACUGAUAAAAAUGUAUACAAGCCAGGAGAUACAGUAAAAUUCCGUGUCUUGAACCUUUUUAGAAAUUACACAGGAAGAAACGAUCCCAUGAAAGCCUAUAUAAGGGAUGCAAAUAAGAAUUUACUGUCCGAAAUGCAGCUUACUGCAGAGAAUGGUGUUUCUGCAAAUGAAUUUCAAAUCUCUAGCCGCCCUGUUUUGGGUAAGUGGACCAUAGAAGUAGAGCAGGAUGAAUUUUCAGAGAAAAAAUCAAUCAAGGUCAAGGAAUAUGUUCUCCCCAAAGUGGAAGUGACCGUAAAAGUUCCAAAACAUAUAUUUCAUCUAAAUAAAAAAAGCUUCAAGGGCAGGAUACUAACUGUUACUGUUAAAGCUCGGUACACUCAAGGUAAACCUGUGUCAGGAACAGCAAAAUUAUAUAUACGCGGAAAUUGUUUGAGAAACAACUCUUUCUCUCAAAAGAUCAAAGGAGAGACUACAUUCAACAUUGAUUUGGGUACAGUUGCUAUAUUUGGGUCCAGAUGUGGUAAUUUCAAGAUUAAUGCUUCAGUGGUUAAUGAUUUGGAUAAGAAAGUCUACUAUGCUGACUUAGUGACCACCUCUUUGACUGAUUCUCCAAUUGAAGUAGUCUCUGGCAAUAGUGACUAUUUAUAUAAACCGAAUACAAUGUUAAAGUAUAAGCUGUAUGUGAAACGUGUAGAUGGACAGCCUCUGACUGAUGAAGACAGAAAGGACACUUUGAAAAUUUCCAUUGACGAUGUGGACUUCAGUUAUAAUACAUCUUCUGAGAUCCCUGAAAAUGGCAUUGUUGAAUUUGCAUUUACUCCACCAAAUCGUAGAAGCUUGCGAGCGCGGGUUAUCUUCAGUGGUGAAUAUGAAGCAGAGAAGUACCUGAUGCUACGGACAGUUUACUUAUCAUAUCGUUACCCUCGCGGAGGCCAUAUCCUGACCAGAAUGGAUGAUGAGACCAGUAAACCUGAGUUCUUGCUGACUUUUCCUCACAGAGUAACCAGCUUUUUCUUCACUGUCGUGAGCUGUUCCAGAGUCUUCAUAUCGAAACAUGUCAAACAAGAUGCUGCAAAAAGUGCUACGAUUUCAUUUGAUACCUCUGGAAUGAUUCGAAAGGCCCAUAUAGUGGUUGGUUAUGGUCUUGAAGAAAGACUGAUAGAGACUUCAUCAGUUAGUAUUGAUGUGAAGGGACCUACAGGUGUAUCACUAAAUGCUACAUUUAAAGAAUCCCUUGUGAAACCAGGCCAUGAAGCAGAACUGGUAAUCCAGAGCAACCCUAAUACAACUGCCUUUGUCGCUGCUGUUGACAAGAGUGUCUUGUUACUCUCUAAGAAAACGGAUUCGAUCUCUGAAAUGAUUUUCAAUGGAAUGAUUCACAAACAAAUCUACCCCUCUCACUCUUCUUGGGGAUUCAAUUCUCUGGAGGAAUUUUACCAACUUGGAAUAGCAGUUUAUGCUGACGAAAAUAUUGUUUAUGAAAUGAUGGUUGCUGAAAGUUUCAAACCAAGAGGAAAAAUAGCUAAAGCGCCAAAGCUGCGAACCAACUUCCAAGAGACUUGGAUAUGGGAUACCAUUGACACUGGGAGUACAGGAAUGGCUUCAUUGGCGAAAACUGCACCAGACACUAUAACAACUUGGGUGACCACAUUAUUUGGUAUGCAUCCCUCUGAAGGAUUUAUUCCAUACAACCAAGAGGUUGAAUUGACCACCUUCCAGGAUUUCUAUAUCUCAUUGGGGAUUCCUUACUCUAUUGUAAGAGGAGAGCUAUUUGAAUUAAAUGUUUAUGUUUUUAAUUACAUUCCCAAGAAUGAAACGGUCACAGUUCAGUUAAUGAAUUCUAACAAGACUGUAAAAGAAGAAAAAACAAUCAAUAUGACUGCUGAUCAGACUGAAGUUGCUGUGGCAUUUAGAAUGGAACCAAAUGAGAUUGGAAAAGUCCCUGUGAUGGUGUAUGCUUCUAUCUCUAAUCACACCGAUGCGGUCCAAAGAUACUUAAACGUCAUAGCAGAAGGUUCUACACAUGAGAUGAGUCAGCCCUUGUCAGUGAACGUGUCCUUGGAGGAACCUUUCACGGAAUUAGUUGAAAUCAAAUAUCCACCAAAAGUUGUGGAGGGAUCCGAGGUUGUAUCAGUGUCAGUCAUUUGUGACAUCAUGGGACCAGUAUUAAGUGGACUUGACCGAUUGAUCAGGUUUCCCACAGGCUGUGGGGAACAGACUAUGCUAUCACUGUAUCCCAAUGUGCUUGUCUUCAUGUACCUGGAAGCCAGGGAUCGACUCAGCCCUUCAACAAGUCUGCAACUUGAGAAAAAUACCAUUGGAGGUUACCAAAAUGAAUUAACGUACCAGCACAAAGAUGGGUCAUUCAGUGCUUUUGGGGAUAGAGAUGAAUCAGGAAGUACUUGGUUGACAGCUUAUGUGAUUAAAUGCUUCUGUAAAGCAAAACACCAGAUGAAAGGUGUAACAAUUGACAGCAAAGUGAUAGAGAAAGCAGUGUCUUGGUUACUCGAACGGCAGCAAAAAGAUGGGUCGUUUAAAGAAGUUGGCAAUGUCAUCCAUAAAGAUAUGCAGGGUGGAACAUCCUCCGGUGUUACCCUGACUGCUUUUGUUGCAAUCAGUCUCCUACAGUGCCAAGAAGUGAAUGCGGUCAACGUUACAGACUCACUCAAAGGAACGGCUGAAUACCUUCGAUCAUGGGUCAACAACAGGAGGGCCAAGGAUGCGUAUUCCCUGUCUGUCGUCCUCACUGCAUUUGCCUUGUUGAAGGAUGGUGGCUACUUUAACAGGGUCAACAAACAGCUUCUUAGUUUGGCAACAAAGAAAGAUGACAAGAUGUAUUGGGCGUCAUCACCAUCAAAGUCUGUGGAAAUGGCAGCCUAUGCAUUGUUGGCUUACAGUUACAAACACAAAAUGGAAGAAAGCAUUCCCGUUCGAAACUACCUUGUCAGUCAGCGAAACAGCCACGGAGGUUUCCGUUCCACACAGGACACUGUGAUGGGUCUUGAAGCUCUGACUCAGUAUGCCCUGCUUUUCAGCCAGAAUGAUUCCGCCGUGGAUGUGAAAAUAGAGACGAAUGAAGGGACCGAAUAUUCUUUGAAACUAUCACUUACGAAAACUCAACCAUUCUUUAUAAGAAAGAUCUUCCUUCAAGCACAAAGAAUUUGAAAGUUGAAGUGACUGGAAAUGGUUAUGUUCUUGUUCAGGUGAACUGGCAAUAUAAUUUGAUCCCUGAGGAGAAAGGGACUUAUUUAUCUAUCAAUAUGUCAAAGAAGUCAACCCCUCCAGAAACUGCU
Messenger RNA from Octopus sinensis (East Asian common octopus), 3710 nucleotides. RefSeq names its product CD109 antigen-like. The transcript has 34 exons. Lineage: Eukaryota; Metazoa; Mollusca; Cephalopoda; Octopoda; Octopodidae. Gene Ontology annotation, molecular function: endopeptidase inhibitor activity. The coding region runs from base 58 to 3582 and encodes 1174 amino acids. The record is from RefSeq and is a predicted model, not a curated record.